Molecule: messenger RNA, 909 nt
Organism: Galdieria sulphuraria
Lineage: Eukaryota; Rhodophyta; Bangiophyceae; Galdieriales; Galdieriaceae
Exons: 2
Coding region: 47-790 (247 amino acids)
Source: RefSeq, a predicted model, not a curated record
UCAAUCCACUUUGAAAUUUUCGUUUGUGGUGAUUUUGUGGAAGAAGAUGCUUACAAGAGCGACUGUUGAGACCUGUGGUUUUUUGCCUUGCCAAGUGAAGCUGUGUUCUGGACAUAGAAAAAAACUUUUCUCGAAACAUAUACAGAACCAUAAGUAUUUGUAUUGUAAUACUGUUAUGAAGAGUUCCUUCAAAGGAAGGGAAACUCAAGCAAAGCCAAUCCUUUGGAACAAGGAGCAACAACACAACCGAAGAGCUUUCGUUAUUUCCAUCGCUCAAGUACUAUUAUUGGGAUUGCUGAAGCCAGGAAAAAGUUAUGCUGAGGAACAUAACUUUGCUGAAAUUUGGACAAAGCGAGUAUUUCCAAAAGCGGGUUACAACUCUCCAGAGGCCUUGACCAGUGAAUCAGUGGAGCUGGAUUCAGAUGCUAUGAAAGAUCCACAAGUAAAAAAGGGUAUAGAAAAUUUGAAAGCAUAUCGUAACAAGGUCUUGGAUAUGUGUAGUGCCUUUCAACAAAACCCACAGAUGGAGAUACAGCAGCUGAUAAGAGAAGGCUUCAACGUUGCUCAACUGCGGGAUGAUCUCAACAAAGCAAAUCGAGUAUUUAAUGAAGAGACACAAAUAACAACUGAUCGUUUUGUGAGAAACAUUCUUCAAGAUGUAAACGAACUCGAGUCGGUUUCAGGACUGCUCGACGACAAAACAAGGACUCGUAGGAAAAUUGAAAAUACUCAGAAGUGGCUGAAAAAGUUGUAUCAUGACUUUGAUCGUUUUUUAGCCUUAUAUCCAUAGUCGUUCAAGAGGUAUAGGGUUUAUCGGGUCAUCAGCUCAUUGGUUUUGGAAGGAAUGAGAAAUAAAAUGAUUUGGGUAGAAAAUAUUCGGGUUCCUUGCGAAUAGGUUCUAGAAACUUA